Molecule: messenger RNA, 1222 nt
Organism: Uranotaenia lowii
Lineage: Eukaryota; Metazoa; Arthropoda; Insecta; Diptera; Culicidae
Product: protein obstructor-E-like
Exons: 5
Coding region: 215-931 (238 amino acids)
Cellular component (GO): extracellular region
Molecular function (GO): chitin binding
Source: RefSeq, a predicted model, not a curated record
GUCACGAGGUAGUAUACGGACAACUUUUGGGCUGUCUGGGCGUUCGAUCUGGCCUGGAAAUCUAUACUUAUAACGGGUAAACACUAAACCUAGCGUCAAACACGCUAGCCAGAACUACGGUCCGGUUCUAAGCAGGUUCUUAAAGGUGGUCCCUCAUUGUGCCGAGGACCAAAAUCACCAGGUGCGCCCAAGUGUGACUCCAGUUUGCUCCAGAAUGGCACUGAGGUCGGUUGUUGUUCUAGUUGCGGCGUUUGCGGUUGCUGCUACAAAUGCCCAGUUCAAGUGUCCGAAGAACAGGGGCCAGUUCGAGGAUCCCAUCCAGUGUGAUAAAUACUACGAAUGUGACGAAGGGGUAGCCACGGAAAAGAUCUGCCCCGAUGGGUUGGUCUUCGAUCCGACCAUCAAGCUCGUCAACAAAUGUGAUCAACCCUUCAACGUGGACUGCGGCGAUCGUCUGGAGCUUCAGGAAGCCCAAGGCACUACCGAAUAUUGUCCUCGCAAGAAUGGAUUCUUCAGUCACCCCGAUCCGGCGAUCUGUAACAUUUUCUACAGUUGCAUCAAUGGCGAUGAGCUGGAAAUGACCUGCACCGGUUCGCUGCACUUCGACGAGAAAUCCGGAACCUGUGUGUGGCCCGAUGUAGCUGCCCGGACUGGCUGUGGAAGCAAUGGAAACAAGAAACUCAACGACGGCUUCCAAUGCCCCAAGGAAACGAGGUACGACAAAAAUGGCCAGGUCAUCACUCACCCGAACUAUCCUCAUCCGACCGAUUGCUCGCGGUUCUACUACUGCCUGAACGGUGUUGAUCCUCGCCAGGGACAGUGUGAUGCUGGCUUGGUCUACAACGAAGACAUUCAACGGUGUGACAAUCCCGAUAAUGUACCCGAAUGCAAGGACUGGUACAAGGACGAAGACGUUAAGAAGACCCGCUAAGUGAAGGUGAAUUCCCUCCUCAACGGUCGUCAACCGAGACUGAGCUGAAGAUGAGCGCUACAGAAGAGUACACCGAAUGUGCUUAAAUAAUAGGAUAAGUGGAGAUUUCCAAUACUAAGAGACUUGAUGAACCUUGCCUUUGAAACAUUUUCAGACGAAGUGGAAGUGAAAAUUCAUUCAAAUGAAUUGUUUGUGAUCGUUGGCGUUAGUAAGCGCGUUUUCUCGAAAAUAACAUUAAUUUGUAGCCCAAAAUCCUAUUAACAACAACAUAUUCUUCUAAAAAAAUCUCAA